Molecule: messenger RNA, 609 nt
Organism: Penaeus monodon (black tiger shrimp)
Lineage: Eukaryota; Metazoa; Arthropoda; Malacostraca; Decapoda; Penaeidae
Exons: 3
Coding region: 289-609 (106 amino acids)
Source: RefSeq, a predicted model, not a curated record
CCGAAUCUCUUUAGAAAGAAGAUUAUAUUCCUUAAAGAGCUUUUGAUCUCUUUAAAGAAUAUUUUACGCUAAGCUUUUGUAAUUUAGUGGACUGUUGUGAGGAAGUUGAAUAUUUGACUCAGUCGUCUAUUGCCAUUGAUAAGGAGAGAGAGAGAGAGAGAUAGAGAGAGAGAGAGAGAGAAAAAGAAAGAAACGCGACAGUUGGUCUCGCUUUUCCUGCUUUUGCUCCUGCUCUCGCUGCCAUGAACUCGUCGUAAAAGGUGAUCCGCGAGGCUACUCCCCAGCGCCAUGGCAGCCGUCGAGGAGGAGCAACUCGACCCCAGGGUACAGUCGGACCGGCACGGCACCGAAGGAGAACCUGCUACAGUUCUGGUCACCUUUGGAUGCCGUAGGAAGGACGUCAUCGAAGAUCGCCAUAGGCCCGCGGACCGAGAUUUCGUCAGAAAAGGUGUUAAGCCGUCCCAGUGUAGUGGACGGGCGUUGCCUGCCGGACUCCACGUAGAUCCAGAAAACCAGCACCUUUGCCGCAGGAGCCCCCAGUCAUACCUAAAACUUGCAGUAAGAGAUACACGGCAGAGUGAGUAUUCCAUGAGAUUUCCCGUAUCUUGA